This is a messenger RNA of Sarcophilus harrisii (Tasmanian devil), 3482 nucleotides long. It is a transcript of the gene BUB1, whose product is annotated as BUB1 mitotic checkpoint serine/threonine kinase. Lineage: Eukaryota; Metazoa; Chordata; Mammalia; Dasyuromorphia; Dasyuridae. Gene Ontology annotation, biological process: protein phosphorylation; mitotic spindle assembly checkpoint signaling; meiotic sister chromatid cohesion, centromeric. Gene Ontology annotation, molecular function: protein kinase activity; ATP binding. The transcript is spliced from 25 exons. The record is from RefSeq and is a predicted model, not a curated record. The coding region runs from base 113 to 3469 and encodes 1118 amino acids.
GCUCGGGAGCCGGGCUGCGCCUGCGCGGGAGAUUUGAAUCCGGCCGGUGGUGACUGCCGUCGGAAAUUGUGUCUGUGUGUAGGUUUUGUGUGUGUGUUCGUGUGGGGACACCAUGGACGACCCAAAACGUGCCCUGCUAAUGUUUGAGGCCCAUGUACAAAGCUACAGGGGAGAUGAUCCACUUGAUCUGUGGGAAAGAUACGUACAAUGGACAGAAGAGAAUUUUGCUCAAAAUACAGAGUUUUUGUCAACACUCUUAGAACGUUUAGUCAAGACAUUUUUGGAUAAGAAGAGGUACCACAAUGAUCCAAGGUUCAUUAAUUGCUGUGUAAAAUUUGCUGAAUUUAACAGUGAACCUCAUCAAUUUUUUGAAUAUAUACACAGCCAAGGGAUUGGUAUCAAGUCAUCUGCUCUAUAUAUAGCUUGGGCUAAGCACUUUGAAGUUCAAGGAGAUCUACAGCAUGCCAAUGAUGUUUUUCAUAAAGGAAUUCAAAACCAGGCGGAACCUACAGAAAUAUUGCAUCAACAGUACAGUUUAUUCCAGAACCGAUUUACUGGGACAGCUUUGCCAGCUCAAGAACCCCUUCGCAAUUCUCAAAUAUUAAAUCAACUGACAACAGCAAGAUCAUGUCAAGGAAAUGGUGACCCAACUUGCAUUCCUAAAAGUCAGGGUUCACUUUCUUCUGCAGUGCAGUCAUCUACUCACAAUAAAGAAUCAAAAAUAGAACAACGUAUCAUCAUUUCUAAAUCAGGAUAUUCAGUCCAGCAAUCUUCUCUGGCAUCCAAAAGUGAAAUCAAACAAAUCUGUAUGUACUGCAAAGAUAAGCUCAUUUGUGGCGAUUCAGAGUUAUCCUUCGAGGAACUAAGAGCUCAGAAGCACAUGCAAAUAAGAAAACAGAAAGAAUGGGUGAAUGAAGACAAAGAAUACUUAAAAAGGAAGGAAGCCGAUGCUUUUGAAGACCAACUUUUAAAACAGAAAAUGGAUGAACUUCACAAGCAGCUGGCUGAAGUGAUGAAGACAUCACAGGGAAAUACAGCUCCUCUCCAGGGUAGAUCUGAGGCUCAUCCAGUAUGUGUGAAGUCAAGUGAAAGUUUGCCAAGAGAACCAAUUGGACCAUAUCAAGCCAGAAAUCAUCAGCCCUCAGUUAAUCCAAAAGACCAAAAGCUAAUGGCAUCCUCUGUUGUGCAACUUCCAGCAAAGACUAUUCCUACUACCUCAUUGUUACCAAGGAUCCAUCAAAAUGUUAACUGUCCCAUCUCUGUGAGGCCCCAGUCAGGAACAGACUUCCCACUUGCAGUAUGUGGAAAGGAUGCCAGCAAAGUGCAAGAAGACCCAGGAGAAGGUCAAGAUUAUCACCAAGCACAAGCUAAUAAGAACAGCAUGAAUAUUAUGCCUGAUCCUUUUCAGAAGCCCUCUGUGUCUUCCCAUGCUCUGCAACUUAGAGAACCAUAUAUGAAUAAAAAUACUUAUGAUUCAAGGCUAUAUACCGGCCCACAGGUUAAAGCUGAAACACCUUCAGCUUUUGGUGUAAGUACUUCUCAUGUAACACCCAACACAUCAGCAGGAAUGAUACAGGCUACACCAUCAAGAGUCCAGCCUUCACCCACAGUUCACACCAAAGAAGCUCUAGGUUUAAUAAUGAAUAUGUUUCAGGAAACUUCACAUCCUGAAGUUUCUGUUGAAGAAGAUAAACUUUCCUCUCUGAAUCAAGAUGAUGAUAUAUUUAAGGACCAUUCCCAAAAGACUCUACAGCCCCUGGGAGCUUGGGGAGUUAAUGAUGUCCCUUCUGUGUCACCUGCCUUUUCCAUUUUUGAAGAUGGAAGUAAAGAAAAUGCUGGAUUAACACAGCCUAAAAACAAAACCAUGGGAAUCAGAUUCUUUGGUGAACGACCUACAAGCAGAUCUGCUUCCAAAUCAAAUGAAGGAUUUCAGUCAACAGAGCCCUUGGAUGAUUGUACUGUAUGGGGUGUACGCUAUAAUAAAACUUUGGCACCCAGUCCUAAUAGCACAAGAGAUUUUACAUCUGCUGCACAACUUGCUUCUACGCCAUUUAACAAAAUUUCCGUGGAUGCAUGGCAAGCCCUGGAAGACAAAGAAAAUAUGAUUGAAAAUGAUAGUGCUGGGAUAACUUAUGAUUCCUGUAAGGAAAAAUUUGUGGAGAACUCAAAAAAUCAAAAACUAAGUAUAAUUCAAGAAAAUGACCCAGAGAGUAGGUUUCCAGUUAAUGUGCCACUACUCCCAUUCACUCACCAUGGUGUGGUUGGAGCUGUUACUGAUGGUGUUGAGGAGGGCCUUGUUGCUUGUAAACUCACUGAAAAUGAUGUUGCAAUGGAGGUGGAACUACAAGGCAGUGAUGAGCAGCCAGACAAUUGUACACAGAGUAGACCAUCUGAAAGUCCUCAUGUCCAAGAUUUGAUUGUUGAGAACCCAUGGGAUAAUGACUUGAUUCAGAAAUUUUUAUCAAGACUAUCUACACCAAUAAGUUCUUAUCCCAAUGCUUUUGAAUGGGAUUAUAAACUUCCAAACAUCAAGCUAAAAUCUGAAAUCCAGUUGGGUCCAUGGUUGACCUAUGUUGAUUCCUUUCUUGGAGAGGGAGCUUUUGCCCAUGUUUAUGAAGCUACUCAAUGGAAUAUGAAUGACACCAAAAACAAGCAGAAAGUAAUGUUAAAGAUCCAGAAGCCUGCAAACCCCUGGGAAUUCUAUAUAGGAACCAAACUGAGGGAGAGACUCAAACCCAGUAUGCGCCAUCUAUUCAUCCAGUUUGAUGCUGCUCAUUUCUUCCAUAAUGGCAGUGUGUUGGUUGGUGAUCUAUACAGUUAUGGAACAUUAUUAAAUGCUAUUAACCUUUACAAAAACACUCCUGAAAAAGUGAUGCCACAAGCACUAGUUAUCUAUUUUACAAUAAAAAUUCUUCACAUGAUAGAACAACUUCAUGGCUGUGAGAUCAUUCAUGGGGAUAUUAAACCUGACAAUUUUAUAAUUGGAGAAAGGUUCCUGGAACAGGACAAUGGAAUCGAUGAUUUAUCUCAUGGAUUGGCUUUAAUUGACUUGGGUCAAAGUAUAGAUAUGACCCUUUUCCCAAAAGGAACUGCAUUUACAGCAAGGUGUGAAACCUCUGGUUUUCAGUGUGUUGAAAUGCUAUGCCAAAAACCUUGGAACUAUCAGACUGAUUACUUUGGGAUUGCUGCAACAGCAUACUGCAUGCUGUUUGGCACAUAUAUGAAGGUGAAAAAUGACCAGGGAUUCUGGAAACCUGAAGGAAUUUUCAAAAGGAUUCCAAAUUCUGAAAUGUGGAAUGACUUUUUUCACAUCAUGUUGAAUAUAUCAGACUGUCGCUGUCUUCCUUCUCUGGAAUCCUUACGGGAAAAACUGAAAGCAGUAUUUCAAAAGUCCUAUGCAAGCAAGAUAAAAUCCUUCCGCAGCCGGCUAAUUGUGUUACUUUUGGAAUGCAAACGUUCACGAAAAUAAAAUUGGAUUUGCU